CCUGCUCCGCCGCCUGCAAGACGCUUCCCUCCGCCGCCGCCGCCGAGCAAGCUGCAGGCGGGGGCUCCCGGCCUCCCCCCCCCCGCCCCAACGGGCCCGAUCCUAGCGGUUCCCCUUCCCAGGAGGAGGCGGCAGCGGCGGCGGCGGCUGGUGCUGGUGGUAAUAAAGGGCUCCUUUGUGUCUUGGGCGGGGCGGCGUUUGGAAGCUCCUUCUGGGGGCUUGAGCAGCCGAGAGACUAGUUUGCCCGAAACACAACCCCCGCUUCUCUCUGGCGGAAUGAGAGUCUUUUAGAAAGCAAAAGGAGGAGGGAGAAAAGUUCUCUCAAGCUUUGCCUGCGAGGAAGAUCCUUCCACCAGGGAGUGGAUUCCCGCCGGGAUCUCGCGUGGGGGUGGGGUAGGGUGGCGUUUCUAAAGUUUUUAAAGGGCGUUCCCAGGGAAGAGCUUCCUUCUCCUCAAAACAAAUCCAAAACGACACUUUAAAAUUUUUUGCUGUCUUGGAAACCCAAGAGUGCUGUGUUGCCACCAGUUCGAUGUGGAAUGAGCUUGGGCUGACGUGUGUCUCCAACCUUGAUGUGCAUAUGGAGGGGGUGCUGUGAGUAAUGGCCCCCCACUCCCGCCCCAUUCCUCUUUAGAAUACUUUGCUGAGGAAGUGCGACUUUGGACCACCAGGUGUGGAGCCUCGAACUGAACUCUUUCUUGAUCCUCACCCUGUCCAAAGUGCUUUUCCCUCCAGGAUGGUCCAUGUUCAGAGCAUCUCUGACCUCUGUUGUCCUAAAGAUCCCACCAUUUGGGGGUGUAGCACCCUGGGAAGAGAGAGAAUAUCGGGAAAGAAAUGUAGAUGAAGUACAGCGAGGAGAAUAGUAUAUCUUUUUUGUUGUUGGAGCGAGUUGGACUCAUUAGGUAACCCAAAUUAUUCACCAAGGUGUUUUUGAGAUCUUUGUUCUGAAGAGUACAAAGUCUUGCACAGCUUCAUGACAGGGCAUCACCCUAAACUGGGUCCAUUGCCGUUCUCUGCCACUGCAAAGUCAUGAAAAAGGUCUGUUUAGCGCCGCCACUUAGCAGCACCCUGGAGGGGGCCUGUCACUACCCUGACUUCAGUGAGAUGCUGAGCACAGCCAGCGGUGGCUUCCCAACAACAGUGCAGAAUGAGGGCUGCAUUGGUGUGGACUCUGCCUCCCAGUCCCGGAAGAAACGAAAGCGCUGUGGGCUCUGCACACCUUGCUUAAGGAAGGAAAACUGUGGGACUUGCACCCAUUGUGUGAAUCGAAGAACCAGCCACCAGGUCUGCAAGAUGAGGAAAUGUGAAGCUCUGAAGAAAAAGAAACUGGGGUGCAUGAGAGAGGUGGAAAUAAAGGACAAUAAAGACACCAGCACACGGGAUCGAAAGCCAGCGGUGGAGACCGGUUUGGAGUGCAGUUCAGUUGAUGGACCCAAAACAGGCCAAAUGGAAGAAGGGCCAUUUAGCCAUGUUGAAGAAAGAAGGUUGAGCGAGGACCAUCUGCCUGGCUUGGCCAAUGGAGGAGGAUCCCAAGCCGCUGGAAGAGGGGCCAUGCUGAUGGAAACCCCUGCAUGGCUCAACAGCUCCUGCGCUGAGCAGAAAGCCAACUGGGAGAGGCUGCCAUCUGCCCCAAGCCAGGGAGACUCCUCCAGCAAUGCCAACUUGGAGGGCGCUCAGAACUUGGUGGAUUUCUCAGCAGCGGCAGAAGCAGCCAUGUCUUCACACGGGAUGGUGCCUCUGCGGUCCCCUUCCUUGCUGAGCAUGCAGCUCUAUGAGAAAUUCAACGCCGAGAUGAAUCGCAGCAGUGGGGUAGACAAUGACCUGGCAGUGCCUCUUUCCGGCACCUGCUCUGGCAACGAGGACCUGACUGCUCUCAAAGCUGCUCUGAAUUAUGCAAAGCAUGGCGUCAAACCACCCAACUGCAACUGCGAUGGACCCGAGUGCCCAGACUACCUGGAGUGGCUUGAGAAGAAGAUCAGAUUGGCCACUGGAGAGGACCAGAGCUGCAUCCCACAGCCUCUCAGCCAGGAACACCAACCCCCCUUAGACAAUGGUGCUAAUCAUAAGCUGAUGCCUGCUACAGAAGAGAAGGAGGCUUCGUGUUCCCUGGAGGCCCUCCCUCUUACGGAAAAUGCACUGAAUAUUGCAAAGGAGAAGAACAUCAGCCUCCAGACAGCCAUUGCUAUUGAAGCCCUCACACAGUUGUCGGCUGUUCUUCCUGAGCCAGCCCAAGAGACUCCUCCCCCUCCUCAGAGUCCCUUGCAAGCCAUGGCAUUCAUCUCCAAGGAACAGCUGGAGCAGCCUUCCCGUUUCCCGGCACACAACCACCCCAACUCGGUGCUAUCUGAAUCCGGUGCUGAGCUGUACCAGAGCCAGGCCUCGAAAUCAUACAUGAGCCACAACCUGCUCCAAGCUCCUGCAUCAUCAGCACCAUCUUCCUGGCAGCAGGGAGCAAAGGUUGCUCGGGAUAUGGCCCCCUAUUGCCUUGAUCGCAACAAUGGACAUCUGGAGCCAUCAGAGCUGUUCCCCAACUCCUCCACCCCGCAAAAAGUGGAGUUCCCCGAGCAGUGGGGUGAUGAAGGCAAGCUGAAGAGCAGCCUAUGGGGCCUGCAUUCCAACACCCCUCCUUCUCCACUGGUGAGUGAUCCCAUGGCUGAGCUGGAGCAGCUACUGGGCAGCGCCACGGACUGCAUCAAAUCCGUGUUCAAGCGACCUGAAGCAAUGCCUGGCAAAGCCAAAGCUGCCAAGCCAAAGCAGGAGCCAUUUGCCCAGAAGGACGACAGCCCCAGCUACCCCAAGGCAGCCUCCUCCAGCCCACAGCUAUCGCAGCUCCUGCAGGAGACGAGCUUCCACAAGAAGACCCAGAAGGCUCUGCAGCACCACCUCCACCAUAAGCGCAGCCUUUUUGUGGACCAGAAGACACCUCCGGGAAGCCCCCAGGAGCAGAUGCCAAACUGGUGGGCUCCCAGCACCCAGGCCCAGCCACCACCACUACCAAAGCCAUCAGAAAAGCCUGUCAAGGAGAGGAAGAAGAAGGUCCAGCCUGAUAAAAAUACUCCAGCCAAGCCGCUGCGCAAGCAAGUCCAGAUCAAGAGGUCCAAGCAGAAGGAUGCUCAGCCCCUCUUCCUCCCUGUCAGCCAGAUCAGCUUGGAAGGACUCCGCUCGGUUGCCACUCCAGAGCGUCCGAGCAAAGAGAUGCCGCCUGAGCAGCUCCUGAUCUCCAGCACCCCUCCCAGGCUCCUGCCCCCUCUUCCCAUGCCAGCCAGCCCUGCAGAGCAGUCUCCAUUGCAGAAGUUACUUGAAAACAGAAGCCCAGCUCCCAACACUCAGGAAACAUGCUGUCCCAACCAGGAGGAGAGCCAUUGCUACUACCCUGAGAACUCUGCAUGCAACACGGCUUCCCUUGCCGCUCCUGUGCCUGGCUUUGCCCCUUGCUCAUCCUCUGUGGCCUGCAGCAAUGGGCACGAGGAAGCCUUCCACAGGACUGCAAACCCCGCAGACCACCCUCUCUUCGCCCACAGUUCCAUCGCGAUGGAUGACAAGCUGGAGGAGCUGAUCAAGCAGUUUGAAGCGGAGUUUGGAGAAAAUUUCAGCUUUCAGAAUUCUGAGCUUCCUGCCCCACUGCUCCUUGGGGAUGGGCCACUUUCAGCCUCCCACCCUCCUCCUCCUCCUUCUCCUCUGCCCCCAUUGUCUUCUCUGAGCCAUUCUCCAGAGCCCACUGUGGGCUUAGAGGCAGCUCUCCAGCCUCCGGCUAGCAAGGACUGCCCCCUGCCCCUGACAGGUGCUGCCAAUGCGGGUCACAAAACGUUACCCCUCUUGCCAGGGGCUGGGCAGCCUUUUGAAAACCCUUUUGCAGCUCGGUCCCCUAAGCAGAUAAAAAUCGAAUCUUCUGGUGCUAUUACCGUGGUGUCCACCACGUGCUUUUACUCUGAUGAAAACCAAAACACAGAUACCGCUUCCAUGGAAGGGACACCAACCAAGGAUAAAGUGCCGCUCAUGCCUACUCUCAGUGGAUUUCUGGAAUCUCCCUUGAAGUACCUGGACACGCCAACCAAGAGCUUGCUGGACACGCCUGCCAAGCGCGCUCAAGCAGAGUUCCCGACUUGUGACUGCGUGGAGCAAAUAGUGGAAAAAGACGAAGGGCCCUAUUACACCCACCUGGGAUCUGGACCAACUGUGGCAGCCAUCAGGGAACUCAUGGAAGAACGGUAUGGUGAGAAGGGAAAAGCCAUCAGAAUUGAAAAAGUGAUCUACACAGGGAAGGAAGGAAAGAGCUCCCGCGGCUGCCCCAUUGCGAAGUGGGUCAUCAGGAGGCACAACUUAGAGGAGAAGCUCUUGUGCCUGGUGCGACACCGUGCUGGUCAUCACUGCCAGAAUGCUGUCAUCAUUAUCUUGAUUCUGGCCUGGGAGGGGAUCCCUCGUGCCCUGGGGGACACCCUGUACCAGGAGCUCACUGACACCCUCACGAAAUAUGGAAACCCCACCACCCGGCGAUGUGGGCUGAACGACGACCGGACCUGUGCAUGUCAAGGCAAGGACCCCAACACCUGUGGUGCCUCUUUCUCCUUCGGCUGCUCUUGGAGCAUGUAUUUCAAUGGGUGCAAAUACGCUCGAAGCAAAACGCCCAGGAAAUUCAGACUUCAGGGAGACAACCCCAAAGAGGAAGAAGUUCUCAGAAGAAGCUUCCAGGACCUGGCCACAGAAGUCGCCCCACUUUAUAGGAGGCUGGCACCCCAGGCCUACAAAAAUCAGGUUACGAAUGAGGAUAUAGCAAUAGACUGCCGGCUUGGACUGAAAGAGGGGAGGCCCUUCUCUGGUGUGACAGCAUGCAUGGACUUCUGUGCUCACGCUCACAAAGAUCAGCAUAACCUUUACAAUGGCUGUACUGUGGUGUGUACCUUGACAAAAGAAGACAAUCGUACCACUGGGAGGAUCCCUGAGGAUGAACAGCUGCAUGUCCUUCCACUGUAUAAAAUGUCCCCCACCGAUGAGUUUGGCAGCGAGGAGAAUCAAGCUGCCAAGGUGGGCACGGGGGCAAUCCAGGUUCUCACCUCCUUCCCCAGAGAGGUGAGGAAGCUUCCUGAGCCAGCCAAGUCUUGCAGGCAGAGGCAGCUGGAAGCCAGGAAGGCAGCUGCUGAGAAAAAGAAAAUGCAGAAGGAGAAGCUGAUUACACCUGAGAAAAUCAAGCAGGAGGUUUUUGAGAUGCCACCACUUCAGCAGGAUGCAGAUAUGGCUUUGAAAAGUGGACAUUCCCAGCGGUCAGCCAAACCUUCCAUCAAAGUGGAACCUCAGAACCACUACAACACUUUCAAGUACAACGGGAAUGCUGUUGUGGAAAGCUACUCAGUGCUGGGGAACUGCAGGCCCUCUGACCCAUACAGCAUGAACAGUGUUUACUCCUACCAUUCCUACUAUGCACAGCCUAACCUGCCUUCCAUGAAUGGGUUGCAUUCAAAGUUCUCUCUUCCAUCCUUUGGGUAUUAUGGAUUUUCCAGCAAUCACAUGUUUCACUCCCAGUUUUUGAAUUACGGUGACACAAGGAACGCACCCUGGGCAGGCACCAGCUACGAGAAGAAGCCUGAUGUCCAAAUGUUGCAAAAUAACUUGAGCCAUGGUUACAAGAAUUCCGAACAGUUAGAUGAAAUCCCACCCACUGUACGAAACAAAAACCACCACCAGCGCACCUACGAGAGAUCCAGCAGGCAUUCCGGCAAGCCCACGGCUGUGCCCCAGAGGUGUAACUCUGUCCCUGCAGAAGCCCUGUCAUUUGCACAAAACACAAACUGCUUCAAUCACCGAACAAUCAAGCAAGAGCCAAUGGACUCUUUGUCACACAUGGAGUCUUUUCAGAGAGCGGCUGCUAUUAACGGCCAAAAUCCAAAUCUGAACCUAUCUGAUUUGUCCAUGUCAUCUCAGAAUGGAGGCCCAGAACAACAGUGGAGCCCUUACAAAGUCAACAGAAAUGAGUCCCCUUCGGACAGGACUAGUCAUGCUGAGAGCCCUUGGAACAUGUUUACACCCAAUGACAAUGCCGGCGUUCUCAAUGCAAACACACAGAAUAAGUCCAGCUUGUUUGGUUCCCACUCAAAUGCUACCAGGUUACCACAGUCCCACCUCUUGGAAAAACAGUGGAAUAUGUUUCCUACAGAAGGACAGCCUUUGCCACCUGGCCCUGAUGUGCUGGGGAAAUCAUGGAGCCCUUGCAAAGUCAACGAGAACCCUUCAGCCUUUUCAGUGAAUUCAAACCUUCAGGAGAAGCCCUGGAACUUGGGGCAGCUGAAUUUUGGUUCCAUCAAGGGAAACUCCAGACUUCAAGAUGAACUUUGGGGUUCUGUCAAAGCAGAUGACAGGAGGACUCCUACACCGGGCACAGGAUUACCCAGCAGACCAUGGGCUUCCUUUGGCUCUGUGGCAUCAGGUGUGUGUGGGGAGAAGCCAUUCCCUUCCUUGAAAGCCGAUGGUGGUACAAUGCUUCUGGAUGCUGGCCAGGAAGAAAGGCCAUGGGACUCAUUCAGCUUAGAUGACAGCAUGGAAGAGACACCCGAAAAGAACAUCAAGGAGGAAGAAGAGGAGGAGGAUGAAGAGGUGUGGUCAGACAGUGAACACAACUUUCUGGAUGAGAACAUUGGCGGGGUGGCAGUGGCUCCGGCCCACGGCUCCAUCCUCAUAGAGUGUGCAAGGCGAGAGCUACAUGCCACCACCCCGCUGAAGAAGCCCAACCGGUGUCACCCCACACGCAUCUCCCUGGUCUUCUACCAGCACAAGAACUUAAACCAGCCCAAUCAUGGACUUGCCCUCUGGGAAGCAAAGAUGAAACAGCUGGCAGAGAGAGCCCGGGCGAGGCAGGAGGAGGCAGCCAGGCUUGGGCUCCAGCAGGACAUCAAAGCCUUUGGCAAGAAGCGAAAAUGGGGAGGCAGCUUGGCCACUGAGCCCCAGCAGAAGGAGAAGAAAGAUACUGUCCCAACCCGGCAGGCCCUGGCUAUCCCAACAAACUCAGCUAUCACUGUGUCCUCUUAUGCCUACACCAAGGUAACUGGGCCGUACAGUCGCUGGAUUUGAGCAGAGCGCAGCUGGCAUGGGGCCAUUUUACCUCAAAGUCUGCAGCACUGGAACACAGUGCUGGUUUGUGGUGCUUUUUCCUUCGUGUGUCGGAGAGAAAUACGAAGCCAGGCCAAGUGUGACAUUUCCAGUAUAUUAUCUGCACUUGGGAGUUGAGCUGAAGAAACUUAUUGCUGUUAACAUUUUUCAGUAAUCUAAAAAUAUUUAUAUCUGUGCAUUUUUAAUCUGUACAUCAUGAUAAUGGCAAGAGAAAUUUGUAGUGUCCUUUCGCAAAGGAGAGCUUUUUAAUUCCAUUCCAAAUACACAUGUGUAUAUUGGAUUUUUAAACAGAAAUUAUUACAACUCUGAAGGGGAUUAUGUGACAUAGAAGCAAAAUUUAAAACUCAGCUGCACCCUAAGCCAAUAAGAAUCUGCACCAUCCAUCACAUCCAAGUGGGGUAGAAAUCUCACUUUAGAUACCUCCCAGAAACCAAGACUUACAAUUAAAGUAAUUGUAUAAUUUGCUGUGUGAUGGUUUCUUAGAGAUUUAGUAGAUCUCUUCCAGGAAGGAAAAAGGUUGGUGGAAGAAUUAAGUAGAGAAGACAAGAGACUACAAAUAGGCAACAGUUUCCACCUCAUUGGUUUUGAACAGAGCAUAAAAUUUUGUGUGACACUUCUCUUAACUUGGGAGGGGCCCCCAACAGAAUAGAUGGAUUCACACAGUGGGAGAGCUGUAAAAAGGUGUCCCAAUUUGCCUGUUUCAAUCCUCAAGACAACUGAGUCUGCCUAGAGCAUCUCAGGGGAGUACCAGUCCUCUGGCAUGAGUGCAGCUGGCACACGUUGCUGUCUGUGUAAAAAUUAUGUCGUGUAAACCACUGCAAAGUCAGGUUUGCUGUGAGCUUGUGGCCUAACUUUAACCAGUUUCAGAGGAGGUGGAAAUGAAAAGAAUGAAGAUAAAGAUAUUAUUUCUGCCACUGCAUGUGGUUACGUUUUUAUUUAAAGGCAAGUUCUGGAAUGAAGUUCUUUUGCCAAGGCAAGAGGCAGCGGCUGUGCAGCCUGUGUAAAAUUAAGCUAGUUUAACUUCUCCAUUAACUGUUUUGGCAUAAAUAUCUUACCCAGUUAAAUUCAUGAAGGAAGGAACUGAGAAAAGGACAGAUUUAAGGAGAAGAGGUGGAAGGGGAGGUGGGGAGGACUGGGUAGAAGUGAAGCAUCAUAAAACAAUAUUUGGAAGGUGCUGUGUUUGCCCAGGAGGUGACCUUUUGAUUUUCAUGUCUCUCACUCUGUGGGACUCACAGAAUAGCACUUAGCAAUGUUUCGGUUCUUGCCAAAUUUAUCAUACAGUGUAACCAUCCACACUUAAUUUUCCCGUAGGCUAGGCCUGACUAUUUCGAACUGAUGUCCUCCUCACUUUUGAAACUUUUAUUCUGAAUCUCGGGCUGAGCUCCUGUAUCUUUAAGAAACCAUCAUGGCGAACCUCUUUUUAAUCAUCUCUGGUGCAGAGUCCAAUGAAAAGGAAGGACACAGUAGAUCUCCUUUGUGCUGUGUUUUCAAAAGGUGCAUGCUUACCAAAUGAAAAUGUCCACACACACACACCAACCUUUACACGUGGACAUUUUCAAAUGCAAAAAUGAAAUUGGCUUAUUGUAAGUUUUAUUUUAUUUUUCUUGUGCCAUUUUUUAAAGAGGAAAUAUCAACGUUAUGUGAUAACUGAUUACUGCAAAACAGCUGGUGCUUUUAAAACUUUGAAUCACAACUUUUUAAGGUUAACCUCUCUUUCCCCAUCAGUAAUGCAAGUUGUCUUAAGAAUAGCUGAUUCACGUAAGUGGCUACACUUUCUGAAGCCAGGCUUCCCCUUGACAGAAGCAUUGUGUUGCUAAAAUGAUGAUAGGAAAUCUUCCCUAAAUUAGGAUGAAAUUCACUCUAAUUCAGAACCCUUGUACUAUUUAAACUACACCAAAAAGUUUACUUAUAUCAGGGUUGGUUGUUGUUGUUGCUGUUUUUAUUUAAAAAAUCUUAAUAGGACAGGGCUCAAGGACAGAAGUGUUGUGUAAGAGGAAGUUUGUGUCUGUGGUUCUUUUCCAUAUUGUGUGAAUUUCAUCCUUUACUGGGAGAAUGUUAAUGGUGCAGUCCCUGCUGGGCUUUAGGUGCUCUCACUAAAUUUGCUCAGAAAAUCUCCAUGAACUUCCAUUGGAAUUGGGGGUAGAACCUUCCAGCCUUGAGGCAGCACCUUCAAAGCGUCUCCUCAAAAUGGGUGCCAUCUUCAGAUUGGGUGGCGGCAACUCUUUUGGCAAUGGGUGCAAGAGUAUUUUGCUGCCUUAUACUACGGGUCUUUCUGUAGAAAAAUUGGGAGGUCUGACUCCUUCAGCAGAGUAGGUCCCCUAUGGCUUUGAUAAGCCUGUGCAUGCGAUUUCUCAACACUGCAGAAGGCCAAAAGAUCAAACACGUUCGAGAUCUGAAACUGAUUAUUCCUUGGCCACCUCCUUCUGCACUUAACAGGUGCCUUUUGAGAAAAAAAAACAACGGCUUGCAAAUUAAAACCUGUACAUAGCAUUUUGUUUACUAGGGAACCUUCUCAAUCCUCACGCGCUGGAACAGGAAAAAACAAAAACAAAAACAGGAUCUCUAUACAGCAUCCUGAGUGUUUUAUGUGGUUCUGAUUUUAAACUGUAAAUAGAGAAAGAUUUUUUUAAAAAAGCACUUUCACCAAGAUUUAAAAGAAAAAAAAUUACCCAAUAACUUGAAGAGCAGUAUGUUUUAAAACAGAUUAUUGCGGGAGAAAUGUAAAUAGAAACAAAAUAUUUAACAUGCUUUUCCGUCCUUUUUUGUUUUUACUGUAUUCUGUAAAGAUGCUUUUUUUUUUUUUUGGCAAGGGGAAAAUCAAUGAAUGAUAAUUGAUUUCAUAUGCAUACCCAUGAGCGUAUCGUGCUUGUUAAGAAUUGUUCCAAGUCAGAUUUAUAGGAAAUGUUCUGAAUGUCAUAGGAUGAUAGUGAUGUCGUCCCAUGCAAGGCCCGAUCCUCCACUUCUGUAAAUCAGCCAUUGAUUUCAGUGGGGCUGCUCUGAAGGCCAUUCUACAUGUUUGUCGAAUCAUGGACUAGUAGGCCUGCCUCGAUUAUACCACUUCAGGCUUCAGGUGGGAAAAUCACAUUUCUUUAAAGAUUCACGUGGUCCCUCACCCCAUAAACAACUACACAAAGUGGAACAGCUUUCUCUCUGUUAUUUUAGAUUUCUGCAUGCAGUGAGGGUUGUUUAUUUCUAUUUAAUGUUGAGGCGUCUGCUAUCUGAAGUCUGAUGUGGUCCAAAUCCAGGAGGUCUCUGCAUAAGCAUGUCGCUCCAGCCCUCAGUUAAAUCACCACAUAUUCCAUCUUCUCAGGCUUUUUAGGCCAAUGGCUGCUUGCUAUUGGCUAAUGUAGGAUGGAUCCGUUAGCCGGCUGUAGUUGGGGGAAAGCAUUGGACUUGUAUCUCUUUCCAAAAACAUUUUAGUUUGGUUUUUUUGUUUCUGUAAUUUCCUUGUUAACGUCUCAUUUGACUUUCCUAUUUUAAAGGUGUUGCAGGGGUGCCUUGGAAGCUUCAUUUGCAUGACUUUGGAGAGCAAGAAAUUGUAAUAUAUGUGGGAAGGGAGGUGUGGCUGUGCAUCUGACCUGUUGAAAUCCUAUUGUGUUUCAGCUUCCGUUUAGGGAUUUUUCUGAGGUGUCUGAUCAUGGCAUAAUGCGGCUCUGAAGCUGUAACUUUCUGACCUAGCAAUGGUGCCCUUAAGAUCUCUGGAUGAGGGAAAUACCUUUUUGUAGAGGCAAGAACAGGAGCUGUUUUGGGAGACCGAAGGUGGCAACGCAAGAAGACCCAUGAAUUAUUCAAAAUUUGCCUGUGUCCAUUUCCACUGUUUUUUUCCACAAUAGGAAUAGAGAAAAGGAGAAAAACAAAUUGGCAGGGCAAGUCCUUUAUUUGUCUCACACAAAUAAUCCAAAGGACCAAAUGGUGCUUUCCCUUCACACUGACGCAAGUCCAGAGUGAAUAAAACUGGAAUAAUUGUUCCUAUUGAAAUUGUGUGUCUAAGGCAAAAUUCUCAUUUGCUUCAUCUUAGAUGGGUUUCUCUAAGACUUUUGGACUGAGAUUCUCUCUCUUUUUAAAAAAUAAAAAUAAAAAUCUGGCUCUCCAAACCCAUUGUGCCAGGUGUUUCCCAGUAUAAUUGGUUGAUCUUGGUGCAGAUAGCAGGCAAUCCACAUGCUAUUUGAUUCUGGCAAUGGCAGUAUUAAAUCUAUAGCAGCAUUAUGUUAAUGCCACCAUCAUUUUCUGCAGCACAUACGUUAUAUGCACACUUUAAAACAAGGCUGCUAGAAGUAAAGGCAAAACUCCUGACUCUCAAAAUCCUGGAUAAAGUGAUGUACUUACGAGUACAUAUUUACGAGUAGGGUGCAAUCUGAGGUUGUUUCUCACUACGUAUAUAACCUACCUCGAAUCUCAGUUGUUGGGAAAAGUUACCAUGCCUCAGAUUUAUGAAUAGAACUGUGCACAGAUUAUCUACUCCUGCUUUAAAAAAAAGGAGGGGGGGAAAGAAUUAUUUUAUUUGGCAGUCAUCUUUUUGCUUGCACAUGGACAAUUACAGCUCCUGUUGUGGUCAGGGUCAUUUAGAAAAGUAAAUGGAAACAGAUAUGCAUUUAUUUACAAAGGUGCUUGUAAAAGGUGUCUUAAGGGCACCACGUUGGCCCGACCAUACUAAAGCCAAUGGGGUAGUGCUAAAAAAUGAUUACACUUCUCAGUCAUAGGAAGUUGGAUGUGCCAUUAUGGCAGGUCUCCCUCAAUCUGCAGCAACAUUUGUGAGCUUAAUUAUGCUGUUUGUUGCAUAGAGCAGCCUUCCCUAGUCUGGUGCCCUUGAAGGACCCAUCAACCCCAGCCAGCACAGUCCAUGGUCAUAGGUGAUGGGAGUCGGAGUUCAGCAACAUUUGGAGAGCACGAAACUAAGGCUGCCUUAGCGCGUACAUCUCUAUAUGCCCACUGAACAUCCUAUUAUGAGUUGCGGGAAGCCAAGACCACCAGGGCCUUGAGCAUCAGAAAUCAUGAAUCCUGACUGCAGCCCUUCUCAAAGGCAAAGCAACUUCUGCAGGACGGUAGUGAGAAAUUUCUUUGAAAUGUAUUUUUGGGGGGUAGUGACAUGAAACAAGUUAACAGCAACUAACCCUCAAUCAUAAUAGCUGAUGGUGCUAAAAUUACAAACGAAACUGUAAUCCCUGGGGAAAAAAUCUUGAAAAAGGGAUUCAGUGGUGCUCCAGCUGAAGUUAUUAGCAAACUCCCCUUAAACUUCUCUGGGAGAAAUUUGGGUUGGUUAAGGUCCCUUCUUUAAGUGGAUUCUUAUUUCCUCUGUAUGCUUUGCUGAGCUACUGGGCCACCGUGAGCGCCAUCUGUUUAAAAAUAUUUCCUUUGGGGCGCUUACUCUUCUGGGUUAAUGAAGAGCUCAGGCAGAUCAUGGUAAAUAAUUAUUUAUGAAGAAAAAAAUGCAUGGACCAAACAGUAUAGAAGGCAAAGGAACAAUUCUGCAUACAGGGGGUCCAGUUUGGGAAGGUGACAAAAAGGCUCAUUGCUUGUGAACUUGCUAUGAACUUUUGUGUGUGUGUAACAGGAAUGUUGUGUUGCUGUCUCUGGUUAGCAGACAGUUGAGGAGCUGCAUCAGUGAGACACGAGGUUAUCCCAAUAUAUCAGUAGAGUUAGAGAGCUCCCUUCUUUCUAUUUAUCAUAGGUUGUAACUGUGUCCCAUAGAAAGGCAAAGAGAGAGAAAAAUGAGCAAAGAAGCCCUGAGUUGCUUCAGCUGAUGCAAUGUCUGCACCGUAGGCUAAAGACACAAAUUUUAAUAACCGAAAUCUUCUGAUGAAAUGGUGCUAUCUUGGUGGGUUUGUUUUAAAAAAGGGUGUUUGGGCUUGUUUGCUUUUGCCAGAUUCCAUCUUGCUAUGGUGCUACAGUAUAUGUCAAACCAGAGAACUGUACAGUUAACUGAUAAUAGAAAGUUUCAAUGUUUUAAAUACAUGUGUGUUUUUUUUAAAGUCUAUGCUCUGAGUCUGAAAUUUACAGCUACAUAAUUUUUAGCUCAUUUACAUUGUAGAUCCAGCAGAGGUUACUUUGGUAUAAAUGACAACUAUCCACAUCCUAGGGCUAGAUCCUUAGCUGAUAUAAAUGGAGCAGCACAGCUUAGGAUCAGAUGCUGAGAGUUAAUCUUUUUACUAGUCCUACUUCGCUCAAUGGAAUCAGGUGCUGGCAAAACUACCACCAGUGAAAAGGGCUUCUGGGAUCAAGCUCAAAGGAAGUUUAACUAUGAAUAAGUAAAAUUUAAAAUGCUUUCCUUAAGCAGCUGGAAAAUAAGGUACUACAAACUACUUUGAGAUAACACUUGUGCCAAUUUAGCAAGUGUGCAUGGUGCAGGUAUAUGUAACAUUCUGUAUUGGUCAUUAUUAUGCAAAAACAAUGGGUGCUGAAUUGGAAGUUUUGAGGUCACUCCAAGACAGAGCAGCUAUUUAUAAAGCAAUGUAGUUGCGUCUUCUCCAGCUUGCUUGCUUGCUUGCUUUUAUAGUUAACAGCAAAAAGUUAUGACUGCAUUCCUUAACCAAGGAAAAAUCCUUCUUGGACCACAUCUGCAUCUCAGUGUAAACAGGUUUAUUCUAUAGAUGUUAAUAUUGAAAACGGACCCAGCCUAUUGAAGGUUCAUAGUGGAGAAGGGAACCAGGGUCUGGCCACACAUGGAUUUGCUACCCUUUCGUCUAAAAUGCCUGCUUCAUUCUGCUACUUUAUGAUGGCUUUUUCUUUGUAUAUUGCUAUUUGUGAGUAGUUGUGUCUGAAAGUUUUACAAGAUACCUUUUUGGUGCUAUUUAUUUUCUCUCUCACUCUCUCACUUUCUCUCUCUCUUUUUGUUCACAAGACUUGUUUUAAGUGUGUACAGAAGCCAGGUUUUCAUCAUAUAAUAAGCUUGCUGUUAUCACAAUACAUACAAAAAAUACCUCAGAAACAGAGUAUUGUGGCAACCUGUGAUUCAGUUAUAGCUAAUGGGAUUGAUACAAAUAUUAGAAACAAGGUGUGUAUUUUAUUACGUCAACACUGUACUUGACAUCUUAUAAACUGUAUGGCCUUUGUAGUUCUAUUCUUGGGCAAGUUCUCACUUUCAAAAUAAUGAAACAUAAUGAGGAAUCAGUGUACAGAACUAAUAAAAAGGUGAAAUGGGAGAGUGGUGCUUUCAUUUCAGUGAACAGUAGAUUUUACUGAAGUACCUCAGAACAUCGUAUGGCCCACAUGGGAAAGCAUUUUUAGAAAUAAGAUCUUAAGCAGCUAUAUUAUCAGUAAUCAAAUAAUAGUUUCUGCACGUUUGGUUUAAAAAAAAUCUGCCCCAAUAGAAUGUUCUCAAACUCUUUGCAGAAUUUGCAAAGGUUUCCAAUGAGGUUUAUUCAAUAUAUUUAUUCAUCACCACCCCCUCCCCCCGCCAGCAAAAAGUGCAUUAUUUUUUUCAAAUAUGCCAUCCAGUUAGAUUACUCCACUAAGUAGUUUUGAAAAUGCAGAAAUGACAACACUGGGUGGACUAAGAAACAGAUUCCAGGGGCAAAGAUGAAAUGUUGGUGCUAGAUUGGGACAGAUCCCCGGCAUAUUGCUCUUAGCGUUAUACCACUUCAUGGACAGUGUGUGUCUUGUUUUUCCAGACAGCAAAUUAUUAAUCUUAUGGUAACUAGCAAAGAGCAACAUUCCUGUAUUCUCUUAGGAAGGCAGUUCUCUGUGGAAUGCAGCAAGAGUCUUGCCUGCAUUAAGAAUAUUUCAUGGGUCAAGAUGUGAAUUGUCGUUUCUCUUUUUUGCCUAAGAAUAGUAAAGCAAAUUGGCCAAUUUUCUCUUCUGCUCCAAUAUCAGGGAUAUAUUUUACAAGUGAUUUUUGUUUGCCAUCCUUUUCCUCCUUUUUGACACCUGUUGUUUAGAGUUUACUCACUGCUGUUCAAUCUUUGGGUAACGUCUGCUGUCCAGCUGGCUUUUGGCUUUUUGUUUUCUUUUUGCGUGUAAAACUAAUUAAAAAGGUAUAAAGCUGACUUCUAAAUACAUUUUUUUUAAAAAAAAUUAAGAGAAAUGAGGAAAAGAAACAAGGUUGGAUUUGGCAGACUAAUUCAGUUUAGUUAACCGAAGGCUGUAACUUCUCAACGUAUUUGAUUUCUUGUCUCUUUGAAUUCACAUUUGGUAAACGAGACCUCCAGUGGAGGCCACCUUGUGGACCACACUUGAAGAUUUCUUUGUUGAUUUGUGACUGUGGCUACUUGAAAUGAAGUUUAUCUGGGGUUGGUUGACAAAUGGUAGAUUUUACAAUGUCUCAAGGCAAUAGGACUUGUGUAUUAAACUGUAGAUAUCCUUAGUAUGGUAAAUUUAUGCUGAUAAUUUUAUUUUGUAUAAUUUCCCCCUCUUGUCUGUAUUUUUUUCCCUUUCACACUUCUCCCUUCAGUGUCUCUGAAAAUUUAUUUUUAGGAUGCCUAAAAAUUGCAAAUAUGGACCCUCCUUUUUUUUAAUUUGUAUUUUAUUAUGUUACACAACCAACUGGUUUGUGAAAUGUAUUAUUCCCGAUAUCUUUAAACUAUUGUGGGUGUUUUAAUAAAUUUUAUAUUUAUUUUUUGCA
Podarcis muralis (Common wall lizard) is the source of this 15652-nucleotide messenger RNA. RefSeq names its product tet methylcytosine dioxygenase 3 (gene TET3). Gene Ontology annotation, biological process: positive regulation of transcription by RNA polymerase II; chromosomal 5-methylcytosine DNA demethylation, oxidation pathway. The record is from RefSeq and is a predicted model, not a curated record. Gene Ontology annotation, cellular component: nucleus. Gene Ontology annotation, molecular function: zinc ion binding; DNA 5-methylcytosine dioxygenase activity; DNA binding. NCBI's taxonomy places the organism in Eukaryota, Metazoa, Chordata, Lepidosauria, Squamata, Lacertidae.